Messenger RNA from Colletotrichum destructivum, 1020 nucleotides. Its product is annotated as Putative SKP1/BTB/POZ domain superfamily protein. The record is from RefSeq and is a predicted model, not a curated record. The transcript has 2 exons. NCBI's taxonomy places the organism in Eukaryota, Fungi, Ascomycota, Sordariomycetes, Glomerellales, Glomerellaceae. The coding region runs from base 1 to 1020 and encodes 339 amino acids.
AUGCGUGGCGUUGACUUGAGACAUCUUUGGACGACGGGCGAGUACAGUGACUUGACGAUCAACGCUUCUGGUGUCAUCUUCAAGGUUCACCGGUGCGUCGUCUUCCCGCAGUGCGAGGCAUGGAAGAACAUACCGGAAGAGAAUGGACAGCUUGUUCUCCAGGGUCCUAAGAUCACGCAAGCGAUACUCCAGUUCAUGUACUCCGGGACCUACACACCCGCCAAGAUGCGCUGCCAGCUUGCGAAGCCCGUUCACACUUCUGAUGACAUCUCCAAGACGGGCGAUUCCUCGGGGGCUGCUCAUGGUCUUCAUCACGCUCAUGAUUCGAGUGCUCUGAGCUACGACGAUCACAGCAUGCUACUCUCGGCUUGCGUAAUGAGCAUGGCCAAAAAGUACAAGAUGAAGGACCUUGAGAAUCAAGCGGAAAACGCGCUGGUUGCUGUCGCGCCGAGCCUCACUGGCCAUGCCGAGUUUAUCAAAACCAUCGAGCAGGUCCUCAAAACUUACCAGGAUCAGCAAGGUCUUGACAUUGUGUUGAAGAUAAUCAGACCCGAAUUUUCCAAGAGCCCGGGAUUGCGCAGACGUUUACAGGCGGUCAUGAAGAUCUAUCCUCAUCUUGCAUUGGAGCUUCUCGAGCAGCUCGCAUCGGAUCUCCAUAGGAUGGAGAAAGCCCGCCUAGUCAUCGCCCAGGGCCAACAGAAGACGAUGUCCAUGAGAGACGGUGCUCUUUCGCCGAAGGUGGCUGAUCAUCCAUGCACGUCAAUCCCCCAGAAAGGGGUGUCGGCGCUCCCGCAUUUGCCUUGGAAUGCUACAAUGCCGAAUAACACAGCCAAAGGAGACCGGCUGGCGAAUGCCCAUCAGAGCGUAGCCGCGACUGGCCCACCUGUCAUUCCCACUACCCCUAAUGUGACCCCGUCGCUCACGACCUCACUGCCUCGGUCUGGCACUGCCGUUCUGAAGCGCAAGAACGAGGAUGGCUUGCUGAAUUCGGAAAAGAGACCCCGAUCCUACGCCAACUGA